GGUGGAGGCGGCGGCGGAGGCGGCGGCGGCGGCGGCGGCGGCGGCAGCGACGGCCCCGGGCCCGGAGAUGGUGGAGCGGAGGGGCCCGGGGAGGCCCCGCACCGACGGGGAGAACGUAUUUACCGGGCAGUCAAAGAUCUAUUCCUACAUGAGCCCGAACAAAUGCUCUGGAAUGCGUUUCCCCCUUCAGGAACAGAACUCAGUUACACAUCACGAAGUCAAAUGCCAGGGGAAACCAUUAGCCGGAAUCUACAGGAAACGAGAAGAGAAAAGACAUGCUGGGAACGCAGUACGGAGCGCCAUGAAGUCCGAGGAACAGAAGAUCAAAGAUGCCAGGAGAGGUCCCCUGGUACCUUUUCCAAACCAAAAAUCUGAAGCAGCAGAACCUCCAAAAACUCCACCCUCAUCUUGUGAUUCCACCAGUGCAGCCAUCGCCAAGCAAGCCCUGAAAAAGCCCAUCAAGGGCAAACAGGACCCCCGAAAAAAAGCUCAAGGAAAAACGCAACAGAAUCACAAACUUACGGAUUUCUACCCUGUCCGAAGGAGCUCCAGGAAGAGCAAAGCCGAGCUGCAGUCUGAAGAAAGGGAAAGAAUAGAUGAAUUGAUUGAAAGUGGGAAGGAAGAAGGAAUGAAGAUUGACCUCAUCGAUGGCAAAGGCAGGGGUGUGAUUGCCACCAAGCAGUUCUCCCGGGGUGACUUUGUGGUGGAAUACCACGGGGACCUCAUCGAGAUCACCGACGCCAAGAAACGGGAGGCUCUGUAUGCACAGGACCCUUCCACGUGCUGCUACAUGUACUAUUUUCAGUAUCUGAGCAAAACCUACUGCGUGGAUGCAACUAGAGAGACAAAUCGCCUAGGAAGACCGAUCAAUCACAGCAAAUGUGGGAACUGCCAAACCAAACUGCACGACAUCGACGGCGUACCUCACCUCAUCCUCAUCGCCUCCCGAGACAUGGCGGCUGGGGAGGAGCUCCUGUAUGACUAUGGGGACCGCAGCAAGGCUUCCAUUGAAGCCCACCCGUGGCUGAAGCAUUAACCGGUGGGCCCCGCGCCCUCCCCGCCCCACUUUCCCUUCUUCAAAGGACAAAGUGCCCUCAAAGGGAAUUGAAUUUUUUUUUUACACACUUAAUCUUAGCGGAUUACUUCAGAUGUUUUUAAAAAGUAUAUUAAGAUGCCUUUUCACUGUAGUAUUUAAAUAUCUGUUACAGGUUUCCAAGGUGGACUUGAACAGAUGGCCUUAUAUUACCAAAACUUUUAUAUUCUAGUUGUUUUUGUACUUUUUUUUCAUACAAGCCGAACGUUUGUGCUUCCCGUGCAUGCAGUCAAAGACUCAGCACAGGUUUUAGAGGAAAUAGUCAAACAUGAACUAGGAAGCUAGGUGAGUCUCCUUUCUCCAGUGGAAGAGCCAGGACCUUCCCCCUGCACCCCCGACAUCCAGGGACGGGGUGUGAGGAAGACGUUGCCUCCCAAUGGCCUGGACGGGAUGUUUCCAAGCUCUUGUUCUCCUAACGUCUCGACAGGCGCUCACUGAAGUGUAUGAAUAUUUUUUAAAAAGGUUUUUGCAGUAAGCUAGUCUUCCCCUCUGUUUUCUCAAAAGCUUACUGAGCCCUUGGCCCCAAGCACGGGCCGGGCAUAGAUUUCCUCUUCCACAAGCUGCCGCUUUUCUGGGCACCUUGAAGCAUCAGGGUGCGAAAUCAAACUAGAUAUGGGCAGGGAGAGUGUUGCUUACCUGCCCUGCUGGGGCGGGGUUUCCUGAAACUGGGUUAAUUCUUUAUAGAAAUGUGAACACUGAAUUUAUUUUAAAAAUAAUAAUAAAAAUUAAAAAUAAUUAAAAAAAACCACGAAAACAACUUACAUGUAUAUAGGUCUUGAAGUGAGUGAAGUGGCUGCUUUUUUUUUUUUUUUGCUUUUUUUUGCUUUUUGUAGAAGAGAUUGAGAAUGGUACUCUAAUCAAAAAUAAAGUUUUGUAGUGGAACCAGAAAUUACUUACCUGACAUCCACCCCCAUUCCCCCUCAUCCUGCUGGGGUUGAAAGUUCCAGACCUGCUGUCGAGGCCUUGUGUUUGUCA
This is a messenger RNA of Gorilla gorilla gorilla (western lowland gorilla), 2068 nucleotides long. Its product is annotated as N-lysine methyltransferase KMT5A-like. The transcript has a single exon. Gene Ontology annotation, biological process: regulation of DNA damage response, signal transduction by p53 class mediator; regulation of transcription by RNA polymerase II. Lineage: Eukaryota; Metazoa; Chordata; Mammalia; Primates; Hominidae. The record is from RefSeq and is a predicted model, not a curated record. Gene Ontology annotation, cellular component: nucleus; polytene chromosome. Bases 68 to 1036 code for a protein of 322 amino acids. Gene Ontology annotation, molecular function: histone H4K20 methyltransferase activity; transcription regulator activity; protein binding.